GUAACUUGCAUUUAGUCGCUCAGUUACAGUUUGAACGUGUACAAAGUAAAGUGUAAAUAAGGACUCUUCAGUUGAGUUAAAAAUGGGUUUAUUUUUUUUAUAUAACUCCAUUAUGGAGAAAAGUGACAAACGGCUUGCCGAUUGGCCUCUUAUGUCCUCUCCUCUGUCCACUAUUACCAUUUGCCUAGCCUAUGUUUAUUUUGUGAAACACUUGGGACCCAAAUUAAUGAAAAACCGUCCACCCUUUCAACUUCGCAGCCUUAUGAUUGCUUAUAACUUUGUUAUGGUUAUAAUCAGUGCCCUUUUAGUUUACUUUUACGGAAUCUCCGGAUGGUUAACAAACUACAGUUAUAAGUGUCAACCAGUUGAUUAUUCAACUUCACCGGAUGCCCUAUUGAUGGCAAAAACAUCAUAUUUUUAUUUUAUUGUUAAAUUUGUUGAAUUCUUUGAUACCCUGUUCUUUGUGUUACGUAAAAAGUAUGACCAUAUAACGACACUUCACGUAAUCCAUCAUGGAAUCAUGCCCUUCAGUGUCUGGUGGGGAGUUAAAUUUGUCCCAGGUGGACAUGCAACUUUCUUUUCUUUCCUUAAUAGUUUUAUUCACAUCAUUAUGUAUACAUAUUAUGGACUUUCAGCCAUUGGACCUCAUAUGAACAAAUAUCUUUCAUGGAAAAAAUAUUUGACAGCCAUGCAAAUGGUCCAAUUUUUAUUAAUUUUCACACACUCGUUUCAAUUAAUGUUCCGUGAGUGCAAUUUCCCUAAAGCCUUUAUGGUCUGGAUUGGCUGCCAUGGUAUACUUUUCUGGUUUUUAUUCAGCGAUUUCUACAAGAAAACAUACAACAAGAAAGAUGGUAGAUCAUUGUCCUCUUCCUCACCUAACCUUUCAAAUGGAGCCGUUAAAAUUUCAAAUGAUCAAAUUGAAAAAUUAAAACAUGCAAUCGAGAAACGGCUUAAUUGAUUACAUUAAGAGAGAUCCACUUAAGUGUGAACUCCCCUCAGGAGAUGUACAAAUCUCACUUUCUCUCUCCUCCUUCUCCUUCUCCUCUCUUACUCAAUCUUUUUCCAAUCUUCUCUCUCUUCUCUCGCUCACUUUCUAUCCCAACUAUCCGGAAGUUUUCCUUUUCAAUUAUCCGGAAAUCUGACCUCCUGUACUGCUGACCCGUAUUUAAAAUGGAGAGUUAAAUGGAUUUAAAAUGAAAUAUUGAUGAUUAGCUGUAUUUUAUCUGGAUGUGUGAAGCAGAGUUAGGAUAAAUUUUGAGUUCAUUUAUCCUCAUUUAGCGUUAAAAAAGUACAAUAAACAUUAUUAUUUUCAUUGAUACACUUUAUCAUUGUUAAUGUAAAAACAUCCUUUUUGCUAUAAUCAAAGAGAAAAUCAAAAAUUAAUUGAUAAAUUCAGUGAAAAAUCCAUUUUCAAGAAUAAAAUGAUUUU
Messenger RNA from Tetranychus urticae (two-spotted spider mite), 1429 nucleotides. RefSeq names its product very long chain fatty acid elongase 7. Gene Ontology annotation, cellular component: endoplasmic reticulum membrane. Lineage: Eukaryota; Metazoa; Arthropoda; Arachnida; Trombidiformes; Tetranychidae. Gene Ontology annotation, molecular function: fatty acid elongase activity. Gene Ontology annotation, biological process: very long-chain fatty acid biosynthetic process; sphingolipid biosynthetic process; fatty acid elongation, monounsaturated fatty acid. The record is from RefSeq and is a predicted model, not a curated record.